Messenger RNA from Sphaerulina musiva SO2202, 4219 nucleotides. Its product is annotated as pyruvate carboxylase. Gene Ontology annotation, cellular component: cytoplasm. NCBI's taxonomy places the organism in Eukaryota, Fungi, Ascomycota, Dothideomycetes, Mycosphaerellales, Mycosphaerellaceae. The record is from RefSeq and is a predicted model, not a curated record. The transcript has 8 exons. The coding region runs from base 446 to 4036 and encodes 1196 amino acids. Gene Ontology annotation, molecular function: metal ion binding; ATP binding; pyruvate carboxylase activity. Gene Ontology annotation, biological process: gluconeogenesis; pyruvate metabolic process.
GCGACAUCGACAUCCCACAACAUAAGCAAUACAUACAGUACCUUGGUCCUUAGUCGUCGCAGUAGUAAUAAUUUAGGAGUAUUACCUUAGGUACCUAUUGUAACUGUCGAUCAGCUGAGACGGAAUAUAAGACGACACCUAGGUCCCAUCAAACCGACAAGGUGCCUGGAGUCCGAUUAGCUAGCCUUAUCGCCGAUUGCGAGUUGGGACCUUCCCUUAUUCCCCACCAUACCUUGGCUCACACCAUCGACAAGCUUCAAGACCGAGGCCACUCCAGUAUAUUAAUACGCCGACCUGGGAGCUCCCCUACAACCUUCCCUCGAAACGAUACACGAGCUGCCGAAGCUCUCGGUACACAUACGACGCCCUUUUCUUCCGCCGACGCGCCAUCUGUCGAAGGAGCACGAGCGGUCGAAAUCGUGUUUGGGUUUGCCAAUCGCCCAACAUGUCUGACUCCAUCCAGAACGAGUCUGCCAUUGACGAUGGAGACUAUGGCACCCAGGAUCCUCAUGGCGAGACUCACCAGGACAAGAACACUGUCCACCAGAGACUACGAGCGAACUCGUCCAUCAUGCAGCAGAACAAGAUUCUGGUUGCCAACCGAGGAGAAAUCCCGAUCCGCAUUUUCCGUACCGCACACGAGCUGUCCUUGCAGACAGUAGCAGUAUACAGUCAUGAGGAUCGUCUUUCCAUGCACAGACAAAAGGCCGACGAGGCAUAUGUCAUUGGUAAACGAGGAGAGUACACACCGGUGGGAGCAUACCUGGCUGGAGACGCCAUCAUCAAGAUUGCAAAGGAGCAUGGAGUCAACAUGAUCCAUCCUGGUUAUGGCUUUCUCAGUGAGAAUUACGAAUUCGCAAAGGCAGUCGAGGCGGCAGGAAUCAUCUGGAUCGGUCCCAAACCCAAGACCAUCAACGACCUCGGAGACAAGGUUUCCGCACGAACGCUUGCUCUAAAGGCUGAAGUUCCAACUGUACCCGGCACGCCGGGGCCUGUCGAGAAGUUCGAGGAUGCAAAGAGCUUCACUGACGAGUACGGCUUCCCAAUCAUCAUCAAAGCUGCCUUUGGAGGUGGAGGUCGUGGUAUGCGUGUCGUCUGGAAGCAAGAGGAACUAAAGGACUCUUUCGAAAGAGCUACCUCCGAGGCAAAGUCCGCAUUCGGCAAUGGCACAGUGUUCAUUGAGCGCUUCUUGUACCGACCAAAGCAUAUCGAGGUCCAGCUUCUGGGCGAUAACUACGGCAAUGUGGUUCACCUUUACGAGCGUGACUGUUCGGUCCAGCGUCGUCAUCAAAAGGUCGUGGAAUUGGCACCAGCCAAGGAUCUGCCACAGGAGACUCGCGAUGCUAUCUUGAGCGAUGCCGUCAGACUCGCCAAAUCGGCCAACUACCGCAAUGCUGGAACCGCUGAGUUCUUGGUAGAUCAGCAGAACCGCCACUACUUUAUUGAAAUCAACCCUCGUAUCCAGGUCGAGCACACAAUCACGGAAGAGAUUACUGGUAUCGACAUCGUGGCUGCGCAGAUCCAGAUCGCAGCGGGUGCUUCGCUUGAGCAACUCGGCCUUACACAGGACAGAAUCUCUACGCGUGGAUUUGCCAUCCAGUGUCGUAUCACAACCGAAGAUCCCUCACAGGGUUUCAGUCCAGACACUGGCAAGAUCGAAGUCUAUCGGUCAGCUGGUGGUAACGGCGUGCGUCUCGAUGGUGGAAAUGGAUUCUCCGGAGCUGUCAUCACCCCUUACUACGACUCUAUGCUGGUAAAGUGCACUUGCCUUGGUUCAACUUACGAGAUCGCCCGCCGAAAAGUCCUUCGUGCUCUGGUCGAGUUCCGUAUUCGCGGCCUGAAGACCAACAUUCCCUUCCUCGCCUCACUCCUCACCCACCCCACCUUCAUCGAAAGCCAAUGCUGGACGACCUUCAUCGACGACACGCCCGAAUUGUUCAACCUCAUCGGCAGUCAAAACCGUGCUCAGAAGCUGCUGAGCUACCUCGGAGAGCUCAUUGUCAAUGGUCCUCAGGUCAUCGGACAAAUCGGCGAGUCAAAAUUCAAGGGAGAUGCGAUUAUCCCAACACUUGCGGGCGAGGACGGAAAGCCACUUGACUUGUCUGAGCCAUGUCAGAAGGGCUGGAGGAGCAUCAUCACAGAGCAGGGUCCAGAGGCAUUCGCAAAGGCUGUACGAGCAAACAAGGGCUGCUUGAUCAUGGAUACCACCUGGCGUGAUGCUCACCAGUCUCUUCUCGCAACGAGAAUGCGAACAAUUGAUCUGCUCAACAUUGCCAAAGAGACCAGCUAUGCACUCAGCAACGCUUGGGCUUUGGAGUGUUGGGGAGGUGCUACCUUCGAUGUAUCGAUGCGUUUCCUCUACGAGGACCCAUGGGAUCGUCUAAGGAAGAUGCGAAAAGCUGUGCCAAACAUUCCUUUCCAAAUGCUGCUGCGUGGCGCCAAUGGUGUGGCGUACUCGUCUUUGCCAGACAACGCCAUCUACCACUUCUGUGAGCAGGCGAAGAAGAAUGGUAUGGACAUUUUCCGAGUCUUCGACGCCCUCAACGACAUGGACCAGCUCGAAGUCGGCAUCAAAGCCGUUCUCAAGGCCGGCGGUGUUGCCGAGGGAACCGUUUGCUACUCAGGAGACUUCCUGAAUCCAAGCAAGAAGUACAACCUCGAGUACUACAUGGGCUGUGUUGAGCGCAUAGUUGGGAUGGGUGCCCACAUUCUUGGCAUCAAGGAUAUGGCUGGUGUGCUGAAGCCAAAGGCGGCUACUCUGCUGAUUAGCAGCAUUCGCAAAAAGUACCCGGAUCUCCCGAUCCACGUCCACACUCACGAUUCCGCCGGUACUGGUGUAGCAUCAAUGGUGGCAUGCGCGCAAGCUGGAGCUGAUGCAGUGGAUGCUGCCACUGACAGCAUGUCCGGCACCACCUCACAGCCAAGCAUCGGUGCUCUAGUCGCAUCUCUCGAGGGAAGCGACUUCGAGUCUGGUCUCAACCCGACACACCUGCGGGCGAUCGACUCAUACUGGGCACAGGUCCGCAUGCUGUACUCGCCUUUCGAAGCUGGGCUCACUGGACCUGAUCCAGAAGUCUACGAGCACGAGAUCCCUGGCGGGCAGCUCACCAAUCUCAUCUUCCAGGCUGCGCAGCAAGGUCUUGGCACGAAGUGGGCACAGACCAAGAAGGCUUACGAGCAGGCGAACGACAUCCUGGGCGACAUCGUCAAGGUCACGCCUACCUCAAAGGUCGUUGGCGAUCUCGCACAGUUCAUGGUCGCCAACAGCUUGAGCUAUGACGAUGUCCACGAAAAGGCCGAUGAUCUGGACUUCCCAUCUUCUGUCCUUGAGUUCUUCGAGGGACUGAUGGGCCAACCUUACGGCGGGUUCCCGGAGCCCCUUCGAACCAAGGCGUUGCGUGGUCGCAGAAAGAUGGACAAGCGACCUGGCCUCUACCUCGACCCAAUCAACUUUGACAAAGUCCGCGAGACUCUCAAGGAGAAGUACGGAGGGUGCUCAGAGACUGACGUGGCCAGCUAUGUCAUGUACUCCAAAGUCUUCGAGGACUACAGAAAGUGGGUUUCUUCUUUCGGUGACCUCUCGGUCUUGCCUACGAAGUAUUUCCUCAACAAGCCCGAGAUUGGCGAGGAAUUCCACGUCGAGCUUGAGAAGGGCAAGGUGCUGAUUCUCAAGCUGCUGGCUGUUGGUCCACUGAGUGAUCAGACCGGCCAGCGUGAAGUCUUCUUCGAGGUCAAUGGUGAGAUGAGACAGGUGACUGUUCAAGACAAGCAUGCCGCUGUGGAGAACACCAGCCGAGUCAAGGCAGACUCUGGCGACAGCAGCCAGGUUGGUGCGCCAAUGAGUGGCAUGGUCGUGGAGAUUCGCGUAAAGGACGGCUCAGACAUUAAGAAGGGCGACCCCGUCGCCAUCUUGUCCGCCAUGAAGAUGGAAAUGGUGAUCAGUUCGCCUCACUCCGGCAAGGUCGAAGCACUCAGUGUCAAGGAGGGCGAUUCUGUCGAUUCGCAAGAUCUGAUUUGCAAGAUUGCAAAGGCAUAGGGUCAAAAUUCGGACAGCGUCUACGAACCUGGAUAAUUGAACGUUGGUGUCAGUGGCAUCCAGUUAGCCACGGAUGAGCACGAAGUUACGAAAAUACCAAACAUGAGAGCCUGAUGUAUAUGUGCUUUGUUGGUGUUAGCUAGGUGAUGGAUCAGAGCACAUGAAUAAAUUUUAUUUCACAAC